Messenger RNA from Ambispora leptoticha, 859 nucleotides. The record is from the annotation of a GenBank genome assembly. NCBI's taxonomy places the organism in Eukaryota, Fungi, Glomeromycota, Glomeromycetes, Archaeosporales, Ambisporaceae.
AUGCCCGAACAGCAAAAACCGAAAUUGCUGUCUCCCGAACCCAAAAAACCAAUCACAUCUCUUACAACUAAUACUGAUGACGAUGAUUCGGAGGAAGCCCGAAUCAAGGCUAUGUUCAAACAGACGACCGAGCAGUGGGAACAACAGCAGGAGAAAUUAGCUGAAGCGACGCCGAUAUAUAAUAAUAAACGACGACAACCACAUAACACACCUCAAAAUACUCCUCAGAAAAUCCCACCACCUAAUUAUGUUUGUUUCCGAUGCGGUACUAAAGGGCAUUACAUCAAUAAUUGUCCGACAAAUGGCGACAAGGAAUACGAUAAAAAUAAAAUCAAGAGAACAACCGGAAUUCCAAGAAGUUUCCUGAAACAAGUUGACGAACCAAAGAAAAACGGAACCGGUGGGUUAAUGGUCACGCCACAAGGCGGUUUGGUCAUAGCAGUCGCUGAUAAUGCAUCGUGGGAACGCCACAAAGCAAUCACGCGAGCACCACUGGGCAACAACGGUGACAUCUACGAACAAGCUCCAGUAAAACCGGAAAUGGAAUGCACUCUAUGUCAUCACCUACUGCGAGAAGCGGUCACCAUUCCAUGCUGUAAUAAAAACUUUUGUGAUGACUGCGUGAGAAAUUAUUUGCUCGAACAUAAUUUUGUUUGUCCGUCUUGUGGCACAACCGAUCAGAUUCCCGACAGUUUAGUACGAAACCGUACGUUGAGAGAGGAGAUUGAAAAGUACCUUAAAGAAUAUGCAAUCAAACUCAAGAACGCUUAUUUGUUAUCGACAGGAUCAACACCGAAAACACCACCGAAAGAUAUCGACGAUUCUGGUUCUAAUAUUACUAGUACUACGACAAAUAAGA